AUGAAGCGGUUCGAUGCGAACUUUGAAGCAGAUAGACAUGUGCUCGUGCCUCGCGUUUACGCAAGCACAGAGGCGGUGCUCGUCAUGGGCCUUGCGGAAGGCACGUCACUGUCAAAGUGGGUGAAAACAGAGAAUGAUGUGAAGAAGCGAGACGACGUACACGCGUUGCUCGUAGAUAUGAUGGCCAAGAUGGGCAUGCAAGACAGGUUCAUGCAUGGCGACCUGCAUCCUGGCAACCUCUUCAUCAAGAUUGAGGAGGAUGGGGCGCCAACA
Symbiodinium pilosum is the source of this 273-nucleotide messenger RNA. NCBI's taxonomy places the organism in Eukaryota, Dinophyceae, Suessiales, Symbiodiniaceae. The record is from the annotation of a GenBank genome assembly.